Wyeomyia smithii (pitcher-plant mosquito) is the source of this 644-nucleotide messenger RNA. RefSeq names its product glutamyl-tRNA(Gln) amidotransferase subunit C-1, mitochondrial (gene GatC). The record is from RefSeq and is a predicted model, not a curated record. Gene Ontology annotation, molecular function: glutaminyl-tRNA synthase (glutamine-hydrolyzing) activity. The transcript has 2 exons. The coding region runs from base 112 to 633 and encodes 173 amino acids. Gene Ontology annotation, biological process: glutaminyl-tRNAGln biosynthesis via transamidation; regulation of translational fidelity; mitochondrial translation. Lineage: Eukaryota; Metazoa; Arthropoda; Insecta; Diptera; Culicidae. Gene Ontology annotation, cellular component: mitochondrion; glutamyl-tRNA(Gln) amidotransferase complex.
CGAUAAGUUUCCCAUCACUAGUAUUUUCAUGGGAACGUUCUGUAAAUAUUGUUUUGUUCGGUUAAUUUACUUAUUAAAAUUGUAAAUUCGUAAAGCAAUCAAUUUCGUGACAUGUUAAGAGUGCUGUUUCGGUGUGUUGGUUUGCGGCCAAGAGUCUUUUCCACCGCUAAGGCUAUCGAUAACUCGAGUACGUCAUCGACAAAUCAUUCUACCCCAGGGCCACAACAGUUGAAUGUUAAAGAACUCAAAUAUCCCACCAAGGUACCACAGAAACCACACAUCUCUAGUCUGACCAGUGGAAUCGCUCCUCCCCGUAUUGAGAUAGACGAGGCGACGGUUCAGCUGCUAGAACGACUAUCGCUAGUGGAUCUUGAUAGCAAAGAAGCACACAAAACACUUGAAGAUUCGAUUGAAUUUGCUUCACAAAUUCUUACAAUCGAUACAGAAGGCGUUGAGCCUCUGUACACGGUGCUAGAAAAUCAGAAACUUUACUUGCGCGAAGACGCGAUAACGGAUGGAAAUAUUCAGCAGGACGUCCUAAAGAAUGCUCAGCUUACAGAAGAAGAAUACUUUGUAGCGCCUCCCGGUAACAUACCUCUAGAGCAAAAUCCGGACGAUGAUAAGCGGCAGUAAGAUGGUGUCAC